AGGGGGAGGAGUAUGGGAGAGAAGAGUGGGAAGCCAUGAACCUUGAAGAUAUCCAGGAUGGAGAAUGUAUGCAUGAUAUUCUUCACACUCUCUUUGAUCUAAAAGAACUUGAGCAUGAUCAGUGGUUCCAGGAUAAAUGCUUGAAUAUCCUGAAUUCUCUAGAUAUACAACAUAUAAGGACUGACUACUGCAAUAUAUUAACCAAUCCGAACUAUGUAAAGGUGCACAGUCCGUACUGCAAGCUGUCUCUGCUGUACAGUAUCCAGGUGGAGCUAAUCCACCAACAGGUCUUCAUGGAUCAAGAAGUGUACAGCAAACAACUCAAACAAUGUAGUCAACUUGCGUAAUUUUAGCAAAAUAAACGUGUUUUAAAUGUCG
Eurytemora carolleeae is the source of this 378-nucleotide messenger RNA. RefSeq lists its product as uncharacterized. The record is from RefSeq and is a predicted model, not a curated record. Lineage: Eukaryota; Metazoa; Arthropoda; Copepoda; Calanoida; Temoridae. The transcript has 3 exons. Bases 36 to 347 code for a protein of 103 amino acids.